UGUCUGGCGGGCGCGCAUGAGACGCGGCACUUUGCUCGCCUGCCUUGCUGAGAAGAAGCGAGGCGCGUCGCGAUCUUAAAUUGACGUGUGUGUCUGACCUGGAACUCCUCCAUUGCGCUUGCCUUCUUGGCCCUUACCCGCCCCUCCCUUUCCCCCUUACCACUUCCAUCCUCCGGCAUCUCCUGAAACACGCACCUACGCUCACUUCCACGACAUCACGACAGAAGAUUGCAAGAGAGUACAGUUGUGAUCUCCUACCUGUCCUCCCCUCUUCGGACCUCUUCACAUAAUGGCCAGCUACGAAUUGCCCGUGAUACAGGAUGAUCUCGACAGAGAUCGUACCCGUAUCUUUCACGAGUUCUUGAGUGACGAGAGCGGCCCUGUCAAUCACCGUGACGCCAUCAAGACCUUGAUCCGUCUAAAGCAGCAGCGUCUCAGCGUUUCCCUCGAUAUCCUGCGGUCCUACAACCGAGAAUUUGCCACUGCCCUCUUGCACGAGCCCAAUGAAUAUCUGCCAGCAUUCGACCGAGCUCUGAGGGGCCUGGUCGAGGAGUUGCACAACCCUAUCAAGGAGAGUCAGUGGUUCCGCGAGACUGCCUUCUAUGUCGGUCUCAAGGGCAGCUUUGGUGAGAAUGCUGUCAGCCCGAGGACAUUGCGAAGUAUCCAUCUCGGAAGGAUGGUUGCGCUCGAAGGAAUUGUUACCAAGUGCUCACUCGUCCGCCCAAAGGUUGUAAAGUCGGUUCACUACUGUGAAGCUACCGACCAGUUCCACUACAGGGAAUACCGAGAUGCCACCAUGCUCGGUAAUGCUGUUCCCUCGACCUCCGCAUACCCUAUCGAGGACGAAAACAAGAACCGCCUCGUCACCGAGUUUGGCCUCAGCACUUUCCGUGACCAUCAGACUAUCGCCAUUCAGGAAAUGCCCGAGAGAGCUCCUCCUGGACAACUUCCUCGCAGUGUCGAGAUUGUAAUGGACGAGGACCUAGUCGACAGCUGCAAGCCGGGAGACCGAGUUCAACUUGUCGGCAUGUAUCGCAGCAUGGGUAACAGAGUCGGACAGAGUCAGACCUCAACAUUUCGCACAAUCAUGAUCGGCAAUUCGAUCCACCUCCUGAGCUCCAAGUCAGGCGGCGGUCUCGCGUCUACGCCCCUCACUGACCUUGACAUCCGACACAUCAACAAGAUUGCAAAGCGUCGCAAUGUCUUCCAGCUCCUUUCUCAAUCCCUCGCUCCCUCAAUCUACGGUCAUGACUACAUCAAGAAGGCUAUCCUCCUCCUGCUUCUCGGAGGCGUGGAGAAGAAUCUGCCCAACGGCACACAUAUUCGUGGAGACAUCAAUAUGCUGAUGGUUGGUGAUCCCUCGACGGCCAAGAGUCAGAUGCUUCGAUUCGUGCUGCAUACCGCACCUCUUGCUAUUGCAACCACCGGUCGAGGAUCCUCGGGAGUCGGUCUGACCGCGGCCGUCACAACAGACCGCGAGACUGGAGAGCGGCGUCUUGAGGCGGGUGCCAUGGUCUUGGCUGAUCGCGGAGUCGUCUGCAUUGAUGAGUUUGACAAGAUGGGUGAAACUGAUCGAGUCGCCAUUCACGAAGUCAUGGAGCAGCAAACGGUCACAAUUGCCAAGGCUGGUAUCCACACAUCUCUCAACGCACGGUGCAGUGUCGUGGCUGCCGCCAACCCUAUCUAUGGCCAAUACGACCCUCACAAGGACCCUCACAAGAACAUCGCUCUGCCGGACUCCCUGCUGUCCCGUUUCGAUCUGCUCUUCGUAGUGACCGAUGACGUUGACGAAGUGCGGGACCGAGCUAUCUCAGAGCACGUCUUGCGAAUGCAUCGGUACCUGCAGCCGGGGCUGGAAGAGGGUGAGCCUCAAAAGGACUCCUUGGACCAGAACCUCUCUGUUGGAGGCAAUGAUGAUGCUGAAAAGGACGACAGCGCUCCUCGCGAUGAGGGACCAUGGGAGAAGUUCAAUCCGCUCCUCCACGCGGGCAUCACCCCAAGCGUGUCUUCCUCGUCCUCGAAGCAGCCCGAGAAGCAAGUACUCUCCCUCGCUUUCAUCAAAAAGUACAUCUCGUACGCCAAGGCUCGUGUCACGCCGGUGCUGACAAAGGGAGCUGCAGAGUGGAUCGUCAACGUCUACUCCAACCUGCGGAACGAUGAGCUCUCCGGCAAUCAGAGGAAGACUUCGCCAUUGACCGCUCGUACCCUCGAGACGCUCAUCCGACUGGCCACUGCACAUGCCAAGUCGCGCCUGAGUGCAAAGGUGGAGGAGCGUGAUGCAAUGGUCGCCGAGGAGAUCUUGCGCUUUGCCCUAUUCAAGGAGGUCGUCAAGGUCCGACGAGGUGGUCGCGACGGUAAGAGGAGGAAGACGGACCGCGGCAGCAGGAGUCCGGACAGCGAUGAGGAGAGCGGAAGCGAGGCUGAAGAGCCAGAGGCAGACAAGCGAAUGGAGAUGCCUGCUUACGCAGGUACCGGAGCUUACUCGACAAGAGCCGCCAGGAGAGACGACCCCUCUUCACCUUCACCUGAAGUUGAGAUGAAUGCCGACCCCAAUGGAGAGAGACUUUCUGCUACUCCGCAGGCACCACCAACAGCGGCAGCAGCUCCAGCAGCGGCUGCCCCGCCCCCUGCUGCUCUAGCACCACCACCGCCUGCCCCUGCCUCGUCAUCGCAAUUGACAGAGGAGCGUCUCGCCCAUUUCAGAGAGGUCCUGUCCACCCUCCUCUCACCGGAGGGCGCACUGGCAGAGGAGGACGAGAUCACCAUCGAGUCACUCUUGCCCAUCGUCAAUGGCGGAAUGAGGGCGGAAGAUCUGUUCUCACAUAUUGAAGUGACGCAAGCCCUGGAGAGGAUGAAUGAGAGCUCCGAGGUGAUGUUCAGCAACGGCGUCGUCUACCGAAUCUGAAGGGCUGACGAAGGAAUGAAGGAAGAUGAUCGUCACCGCUCGCC
Molecule: messenger RNA, 2949 nt
Organism: Microstroma glucosiphilum
Lineage: Eukaryota; Fungi; Basidiomycota; Exobasidiomycetes; Microstromatales; Microstromataceae
Product: MCM-domain-containing protein
Exons: 3
Coding region: 290-2905 (871 amino acids)
Biological process (GO): DNA replication; DNA strand elongation involved in DNA replication; double-strand break repair via break-induced replication
Cellular component (GO): nucleus; MCM complex
Molecular function (GO): ATP binding; single-stranded DNA binding; ATP hydrolysis activity
Source: RefSeq, a predicted model, not a curated record